Molecule: messenger RNA, 1338 nt
Organism: Odocoileus virginianus texanus
Lineage: Eukaryota; Metazoa; Chordata; Mammalia; Artiodactyla; Cervidae
Source: RefSeq, a predicted model, not a curated record
AUGGCCGGGCCAGGCGAGCCCUGCGCGGGCCCGGGGGUCUGGAACCAGACGGAGCCCGAGCCUGUCGCUGCCCGCCUGCUGAGUCUGUGCUUCCUGAAAACGGCAGGGGUCUGGGUGCCCCCCAUGUACCUCUGGGUCCUUGGCCCCAUCCACCUCCUCUACAUCCACCGCCAUAACAAGGGCUACAUCCAGAUGUCCCGCCUCUUCAAGGCCAAGAUGGUGCUUGGGUUCGCCCUGGUAAUCCUGUGCAUCUCCAGCGUGUCUGUGACUCUUUGGAGAAUCCAGCAGGGAACGCCCCAGGCCCUUGAGUUCCUCAUACACCCCACCGUCUGGCUCACCACAAUGAGCUUCGCCAUGUUCCUGAUCCAUGCCGAGAGGAAGAAGGGCGUCCAGGCGUCUGGGGUGCUCUUCGGGUACUGGCUACUCUGCUUUCUCUUCCCAGCCACCAGCGCCACCCAGCAGGCCUCGCAAGGGGAUUUCCAGAGCGACCCCUUCCGCCACCUGUCAGCCUACCUGUACUUGUCUCUGGUGAUGGCGCAGUUUGCACUGUCUUGCCUUGCUGAUCAAGCCCCACUUUUCCCGAAAAGGCCCCCACAGGCUAAUCCAUGUCCUAAGGCUGGGGCCUCCUUCCCCUCCAAGGCCAUGUUCUGGUGGGUUUCUAGGUUGGUCUGGAAGGGCUACCGGAGGCCACUGGGGCCAAAAGACCUCUGGUCACUUGGGAGCGAAAACUCCUCAGAACAACUGGUUUCCCAGCUUGAAAAGGAAUGGACAAGGAACCGCAGCGCCACCCCGCGGCACACCAAGACGACUGCAUUUAAAAGGAAAGGAAGCAGUAACAAGGAGGCCCCAGAGACGGAGACCCUCUUGCAGCAACAGCGGGGGAAGAGGGGCCCGCUGCUGCGGGCCAUCUGGCAGGUGGGCCGCUCCACCUUCCUCCUGGGGACCCUCAGCCUCAUCGUCAGUGACGUCUUCAGGUUCACGGUGCCCAAGCUCCUCAGCCUCUUCCUGGAGUUUAUCGGGGACCCCAGCACCCCGGCCUGGAAGGGCUAUCUCCUCGCCGUGCUGAUGUUCCUCUCCGCCUGCCUGCAAACACUGUUCGAGCAGCAGCACAUGUACAGACUCAAGGUGCUGCAGAUGAGGCUGCGGACGGCCAUCACUGGGCUGGUGUACAGAAAGGUCCUGGCUCUGUCCAGCAGCUCCAGAAAGUCCAGCGCAGUGGGGGACGUGGUCAACCUGGUGUCUGUGGACGUGCAGCGGCUGACCGAGAGCGUCACCUACCUCAACGGGCUGUGGCUGCCGCUCAUCUGGAUAAUCGUGUGCUUUGUCUACCUCUGGCAG